Molecule: messenger RNA, 1417 nt
Organism: Sinocyclocheilus anshuiensis
Lineage: Eukaryota; Metazoa; Chordata; Actinopteri; Cypriniformes; Cyprinidae
Product: protocadherin gamma-B7-like
Exons: 2
Coding region: 11-1417 (468 amino acids)
Biological process (GO): homophilic cell-cell adhesion
Cellular component (GO): plasma membrane
Molecular function (GO): calcium ion binding
Source: RefSeq, a predicted model, not a curated record
GACUUGGAUUAUGUCGGUUCUUUGUUGUUUUUACGCCCAAAGUGGCGCAUCUUCGACGCGGAUUUCAUCAUGGCUAAUGCAGCCUCUCGUGCUGUGCGUCUUUGUCAUGACCGUUGCGCGCGGGCAGGUCCGUUAUUCUGUUCCAGAGGAGAUGACAAAGGGCUCGCUGGUGGGAAAUAUCGUUCAGGAUCUCGGUUUGGAUGUAAAGAGGCUGAAAUCUGGUCGAGCGCGGAUCUUUACGGAGGACAGUCGUGAGUACAUCGGUCUGAAUGUGGAUAAAGGGACUCUGCUAGUGAAAGAGAGGAUAGAUAGAGAGGAGCUGUGCGCCCAAGUGUCUCCCUGCUCAUUACAUUUUCAGAUCAUUCUAGAAAAUCCAAUUGAGCUCCAUAGAAUCGAUGUGGAAAUAUUAGAUAUCAAUGAUCAUGCUCCAGUUUUUGUUAGAAAGGAAAUAAGCUUUCAAAUUAGUGAGUUGGCUGUUCCUGGAGCAAAAUUUUCUUUAGAUAAUGCGCAAGAUUCUGAUGUGGGUUUAAAUACCCUUCAGAAAUACACACUCAAUCCGACUGAUCAUUUUUCUCUGAAAGAACAGAUGGGUAAUGAUGGAUUGAAAUAUGUUGAAAUGAUUCUACAAAAAACACUAGAUAGAGAAACUCAAGAGGAGCAUAAAUUAAUAUUGACGGCGUUUGAUGGCGGCAGUCCUCAGAAAUCAGGCACUAUUAAAAUAAGUGUUCUUGUAAUCGACGCAAAUGACAAUGCUCCUGUGUUUAGUCUCCCCGUGUAUAGAGUUUCCUUAUUAGAGAAUUCAGCAAAGGGCACUGAUGUUGUGAGCGUGACUGCAACUGAUAAAGACAAAGGCACGAAUGCUGAAAUGGCGUAUUCCUUCUCACAAACAUCAGGAAAGGCUUUAGAACUGUUCAGUAUAGAUUCACAAAGUGGUGACAUUAUUGUUAACGGUGACCUGGAUUUCGAGAAGUCAAAACAUUUUCAAUUGCAUGUUGAAGCAACAGAUAAAGGUGGCUUAACAGAUUCCAGUAAAGUUAUUAUCGAAUUAAUUGACGUUAAUGACAAUGCACCCAUGAUAAGCGUAAUUUCGUUUUCUAACCCAAUACCCGAGGACGCAGCGCCAGAGACUGUGAUAGCGAUGCUGAAUGUCAAAGAUUUCGAUUCAGGGAGAAACGGACAGGUUAAAUGUUCUAUUGCUCCAAAUUUGCCAUUCAAAAUACAGUCAUCCACCUCAAAUUUCUAUAGUGUGACAACCGAUCAAUUAUUAGACCGUGAAAAAAUAUCCGAAUAUAAUAUCACAAUAACAGCUAUUGAUGAGGGCUCACCCUCUUUCUCUACGAAUAAAACACUGACUCUGAAAAUCUCCGAUGUCAAUGACAACGCCCCUGUGUUUCAGCGUCAGUCAUACACCACGUAG